This is a messenger RNA of Labrus mixtus (cuckoo wrasse), 1817 nucleotides long. Its product is annotated as palmitoyltransferase ZDHHC7-like. The transcript is spliced from 8 exons. Gene Ontology annotation, molecular function: protein-cysteine S-palmitoyltransferase activity. The record is from RefSeq and is a predicted model, not a curated record. The coding region runs from base 417 to 1355 and encodes 312 amino acids. Gene Ontology annotation, cellular component: endoplasmic reticulum; Golgi apparatus. Gene Ontology annotation, biological process: peptidyl-L-cysteine S-palmitoylation; protein targeting to membrane. Lineage: Eukaryota; Metazoa; Chordata; Actinopteri; Labriformes; Labridae.
AGUCGCCAGGUAACACGGUCACUCUUUAAACCGAUACACCUAUCCAAGUUAGCUUAGUGUAGCUAACUUCAAAUGACAAGCUUUAUCAACUGAAUUGUGUCAUUCUAUUGUACUUUUUACGUUGUGCCGUCGUUAUAUAUGGAAUCAUACUUAAUUUCAGUUUAAUAAAUAGUCUGAAGGGGAAAGCAGUAAAAGCUUUACGUAGGCGUAGUGGGGGCUCGGUUUGUUAUGCUAACUUAUAGGUUAGCUAGCUUAGUGUGACACACCAACACACAGAUGUGAAGUCAGCGUCCUAAAGUUAGCUGACUCUUAAUAAUGACGGUAAUCGGUGUCAAAGUCAGGCCAGCAGGCGUUAUGUAACUCAGGAUAAUCACAGAGUUUGAGGAUGGAGCAGCUGGAGGAGAGGAGGUGAUAAUAUGAAAGGAAUCUUCAGAAUGUCCUCAGGUCACAGGCUGAGAGAUGUGGAGCAGCAGCGCCCCCUGCUGGACACGGAGGAGGAUGUGGUGGAGAGGUGCUCCCACAGUGGGGCUACGAAGCCCCUCUGGUUCAUCCAGGACUGCUGCGGCAUGGUGUGCGCCUUCAUCACCUGGUCCCUCGUCUUCUACGCUGACUUUGUGGUCACCUUCGUCAUGCUGCUGCCCUCCAGGAGCUUCUGGUACGCCGUGGUUAACGGGGUGCUCUUCAACAGCCUGGCUGUGCUGGCGCUGGCCUCUCACAUCCGCACCAUGCUGACUGACCCGGGAGCCGUCCCGAAAGGAAACGCCACUAAAAAGUACUUGGAGAGUCUGCAGCUGAAGCCGGGCGAGGUGAUCUACAAAUGUCCAAAAUGCUGCAGCAUCAAGCCGGAGCGGGCUCAUCACUGCAGUAUCUGUAAGCGCUGCAUCCGUAAGAUGGACCACCACUGUCCAUGGGUCAACAACUGUGUCGGGGAGAAGAACCAGCGCUUCUUCGUCCUCUUCACUAUGUACAUCUCUAUGAUCUCCGGUCACGCUCUGGCGCUCUGUGGAUACCAGUUCGUCACCUGCAUCAGAGUCCAGUGGGGACAGUGCAGUGAUUUCUCUCCCCCGGUGACCAUGCUGCUGAUGAUCUUCCUCUGCAUGGAGGCGCUCCUCUUCCUCACCUUCACAGCCGUCAUGUUCAGCACGCAGCUCCACUCCAUCUGCAACGACGAGACGGAGAUCGAGCGUCUGAAGAACGAGAAACCGACGUGGGAGCGUCAGACUCGGUGGGCGGGGCUUAGGUCUGUGUUCGGAGGUCAGCCCUCUCUGCUGUGGAUCAGCCCCUUCGCUGGACUCAAACUACCAACCCUUCUACCGAAACGCACCAGGAAGGGCGGGGCUGAGUUCUCCGUGUGAGGAGAUGUCACUCAAAUCGUCCCACAGUGAGGCGUGCUGCACAGUGACCGUCUCCUCGGCGGUCUCUCUCUCUAAACGGAAGGUUUGAUUCUGAGCCGCCGGAGAAACCGAACUCUGCUGCAGUGCCCUGGAGCGAGGUGCCAGGUGUUCUCCUCUUCAGGUGUGUUCUGACCAAAGGGGGAGCAAAGAGUUCAUACGGAGUGAUACCGCUAACAGUCAAAGCAAAGACGACAAUCCUCACAGGGGAAUACGGAUUCAGCAAAUCAUACAACAGGAUAAAAAAAAAAAAACAGCUGGAGCAACAAUAUCUGAAGAACUUUUAAAUCCAGACUUUUUAAAGACUUGUUUAAUCAUUGGGCUCAGAAAUACUUUUAUUUUAAGCAUUAUAUGACAUGGUACUGAUCCGAGUCAUCAGACUGGGACCUGGUACUGAUCCUAGCUAACAGGUCAUCAAACUGGGAC